Molecule: messenger RNA, 978 nt
Organism: Mycena indigotica
Lineage: Eukaryota; Fungi; Basidiomycota; Agaricomycetes; Agaricales; Mycenaceae
Exons: 3
Coding region: 1-978 (325 amino acids)
Source: RefSeq, a predicted model, not a curated record
AUGUCCCUUGAAGGCAGCUCCGAGUCUACUCAGGCUGGCGGCACAUCCUUACUCGUAGUUGGAAGCUUGGGCAUCGUCACGGUUCUCAGCCGUGUAGUUACCCACAGAACCAUUUCAAGUUAUCUCAAUCGUCGUCAUUGGUCGAAAACCUCGGCACUGGGGAUUUGGACUACUGUUUUGCGUGCGGCCUCGACCAGUAUUAACGCUUCGAGUUUGGAUCGUCACGGCCGUGGCUCAGGCUUCCACACACUUGUUGUCCCCCAAGGCAGUAUCUCUAGAAAACGAGACCCCCAUUUUGCCGUCAACGCCAGGAGCACUAUCAGCUCGAAUGGGGACUCGGAGGCUUGCGACGCUGUUGCAGAUUUCGGCAUGGUCUACAACCACGUUACCAACACAGUUGUGGACUGGGGAGUCCUGAUUCGCCAGUGUCGUCCAGUGACUGAAACGAUGCCACUGGUGCUUGUCGAAAACAUCCGUGCUCCAACCAGAGUCAACCAUGCCGCCAACGAGGCCAUCCAGUUCUUCGUCAUUGACGUGGCGACCGCCCCGGCGUGGGGAAUAAACUGGCACGCAAACAAGGGCUUACUCUCGAGCCCGCAGCCCGGCUUCCAAGACUCGAUGAUCAUAAUCGUUAUGUAUGGACGAUGGUGGCGCUGGUGCGAACUUGAAAACUCCACGGACGAGAAGUUGGCAUUUAUUGACAACCUUGCGGCGCGUCACGGCUUACAGCCUUGCCAAUGGGGGGACAACGCGGCGACGGGAUGGCGCUCUGGUGGUACAAGGAUCCGUGUAUUCUCACCGACAGCGUAUUCUCAGUGGAACAUGAACAUCGAAUUUUUUGAUAAUCAGGCCGUCCCCCGAAUCGGUUCCUGGUCAAAGGUCCUUGAUCUAGGAACACACGAGUCGCAUGUGCACCUCAGUGCUAUUGAAUCCAAGGUCAACGCCAUCACCCAUACCACCGACGCAUCCACAGUGUAG